AUGUUUAGUUGUUCAUGUGAUACAAUGGUGGCGAUGAGUGAUGUAACUCAUGAUGGUUCAAUUAAAUUUGGUAAAAGUAGUGAUCGUCAAGUAAAUGAACCACUGGCAAUGCGUUAUGUACCUGCUGCUACUCAGUUACCUAAUUCAAAAUUACGAACGACUUAUAUUGAAAUCGAUCAAGUUGAAAAAGCUCAUUCAUCUAUAUUAUUUUCUCCUAGAA
Molecule: messenger RNA, 220 nt
Organism: Rotaria sp. Silwood2
Lineage: Eukaryota; Metazoa; Rotifera; Eurotatoria; Philodinida; Philodinidae
Source: the annotation of a GenBank genome assembly